AUGUCCUCACCGUCCACGCCGCGGUCGACGCGCUCCGCGUCCUCCGCUGGCAACUCGCCCAACAUUCUCACACCAGGACAGAAGAUCAAAGCCAUGAUGGCUGAAUUCGACAGUGACUCAGAAACCGAAUCACAUCACAUGAAGACAUCACGAGCAGUCUCAAAGCUGGAAUUCAUUUCCAAAACCACAUCAACCUCCGAGACGCGUCAAUCAAAUCACCUUGCCGACUCUUCAGACGACUCAGACGACGCAGAUGACUUUGUCAGACCUAAAGGGCGUAUGGCAUCGCGCAUGCAAGGUAACUCCAAUGCCUCCCCCGAAAAACACACAGCUUUCUCCCGUUUGUCCAAUGACCUGCGGAAGGAACAAGAGCAAGCGAGGAAGAAAAACCCCACACCCGAGGAAUCUAGCGAAGAUGAUCUCCCCGCUGCUGCACUUAAUCGAAGAAGCAAAGGCAAAGCAAGACAAUCGCCAGCCCUGGGCAGUCAAUCUCGCCGUUCACCCUCUCGUUCUCGGUCCGCCUCUCCCUUGUUCGUUUCUUCGCCGGCGACGUCACGCAAUGAACCCACCAAUGACAAAGAUGAAGACGAAGAGAUUGAGGAGCAACCGAAGUCUAAUGCACGCUUCCUUGCUCUCGUUGCUCUAAAGCGCAAGGAGCGCGAGGAACGCGAAAAGAUCGAGGCAGAACAGAAAGCUGCAAAGCGUGCACAGAUGGAACAAUUCAGCUCCGAGAUGCUUUCCGGGGAGGACAGUGAGGCUGAUGAUCCCGGCUCGGCUCAAAGGCUGAGCCAAAAGGGCCGUCAGCCGCGCAAGGCCAGCAAGAAAGCCCUCGAGGAGAUGAGCCGGGAGACCCAGCGGAUGAGCCGAAACAUGCAACUGGCACAUCAGGCACAAACGAAGAAGAAAAUCACCAAGGAAAGCUUUUUUGCUCGAUUCAACUUUAUGCAAACGGAGACCCCCGCUACGGAGGCUCCUGUAGCAAAUUCGUCAUCAACGGCUGGCUCGCAACACUCUUCCGAUGGUGAAAACGCCCAAAAGAAAAAUGACACACCUCAUACCUCGCCUGUUCUCGGACCCUCAGACGCGGACAAGCCUAUGACAGACAUCUCUGUCCAAACCCAGUCCGAAAUCGGCGGGACUGACAAGAACAUGGAAACCACGGGGCCUACUCUAGAUGAAGCCUUCGUCACAGCCCAUGGUGCGCUCAAGGAACUCAAAGAGCCAUUAGCUGCCGCUGCCGCCUCUACAGAGCCAAAACUGGAUACGACUAAGCCCAUGCUCGAGCCGCGCAAGACGAACCAACCAUCGGUUCGUGUUUUGAUGUCCAGACACGAUGUUGCCCAGCACAAUCAGGGUGAUUCGGAUAGCGAUGAUCUGGAGGUGGUCACAUCUCCUGCCAAGGCUCGUCGCAUUGCUGCUUUCGAGAACUUGCCCACUAGACAGAUGCAAGAAUCCACAUCGAUGACCAGACUCAAGGCCUUGGCACACUUGACAUCUCCCACCCGCAAGACUACUUCCAUGACUUCCGCCGAACUCUCUGCCAGUUUGCUCUAUAGAGCUCGACAGCAAGCUGCCAAAGAGAGGCGCGAACGCAUCGAGGAGCUCAGGGCAAGGGGAGUUAUUAUUGAAACUGCAGAAGAACGUGUUGCCAUGGAAGAUGAUGUCGAAAAUUUGGUCGAGAAAGCCCGCCAGGAGGCUGAUGAAAUUGCUCGUCAGGAGAGAGCUGCCAGGAAGAAGGCGCAAGGUCUCGAUGAGGAUGAUGAGGAUGAUGACGAUUUUGUAUUCUCUGGUUCUGAUGACAACGCGUCUGGCGAAGACGACGAUGAAGACGAUGACGGCAUGGGUGUCAAUGGGAAGCUAGGAUUCCUUGACCAGGAAGCCGACGAAAGCGAUGAAUCUGCAGAUGAGCGGAGGGAAAUUGCGCCCUCUGACCCUGAAGACGAAGCCCCAGGGUCUCGGCGGAAGCGUCGAACCCGUGUGGUUAGCGACGACGAAGAGGAAGAGGAACCACAAGUACCCUCGACUCCAGUCAGACCACCACCUUCCAAUGCACCUCAGUCUGCUGAGCGACCCCAGUUCCCCGGAAUGCGGACUCCCAACAUGUCUAUGGGACUGACUCAAGCGUUUGCUGGCACUCUGGCAGAUGAAGAUGUCGCGAGACAGUCAGGGUCCGCACCAGCUCCCUUCUCUCUUCCCGAUCCAGGCCGACCCGUUCCCCGACUACAUGCCGAGGAUUCUGAGAUUCUUGUUCGAGACAGCCAGGAACAAACCCAUGAAUCCGACUUGAUGUCCAACUACAACCAAAACAUCGCCAGAGUGUCCGAGUCUCCUGCCAACCACGGCUUCUCGCAGUAUUCCCAGCUUCCCGACCCGACUCAAGACGAAGGCUUCGUGUUCUCUCCAUUCGACCCUGCCAAGCGUUUCAGAGAGACACCGCCAGUAUCGACUGUCGAUACCGUCCUCGUUGGCCAGAGCCAGUCACCAAUUGCUGAAAGAAAACGCAAGCAGCUUCGACGAGGCCGUGCAGCUGAUCUGUCCGUUGUUGACGAGGAAGACAAUGAAGGCGACUUUGAGAUCAACGCCAACGCCUUCAAUGUGAUGAAGAAGGCCAGCAAGAAAUCAACCGUCCCCUAUGAUAAGAAAAACAGCAAGGCCAAGGGCAUCGUCGACGAGGCUGCAGAGGAAUCCGAAGAUGAAUACGCUGGUAUUGGAGGUGCCAGUGACGACAGUGACGGCGAAGAAGAUGCCUACGAUCAGCAAAUGAUCAAUGACCAAAGUGGCGAGGUUGCUGAUGAGCAACAACUUGCUGCCUUGAAUGCUGACCACCAACGGAACCGGGAUGAGAAGGAUGUUGCCAAAUUGAUGAGGGAUAUCACGACUGGCGCUCUCCGUCGUCGCCGCGGUGGUGGUGAUGAUGACCUCGACCUGGACGACUCCGACGACGAACGUCUAGCACGUCGUCGCGAGAAGCAACGCGAAUUUGCCAAGAUGCGCCGGGCUCUUCUUGCGGAUGACAAGAUCGGUGAACUUGCCGAGAAUCCCAAGAAGGCCGCGUUUUUCAAGGCCAUUGAGGACCGAGAGGUCGAGGACGACUUCGAUUUGGACUUCCUGGAAGAGGGUGGUUCUCAGGGCGAAUCGCAGGAUGUUGCAUCUCAGGAACAAACCGACGACAGCAAGAAGCGCAAGCGACCCUUGGAGCCUACUGCUGAAGACGCUACUAAUCGACCUCCGCCUCGUCUUCGCCGCACUCCUGCCAGUGCAAUGUCCAAGAAGCCUGCCACUCUAGCCGAGAUCCGUGAAACAUUAUCCUUCCUGACAGAGACCCCCGAAUACGAUUCGUUCCACGACGACGCUUCCAUCGAUGAGGACGAAGGUGCCGAAGAGGGUGACUCGAACACAUCCGGCACAGACGAGGCAUACUCGGAGGACGGAGCGUCACAAUCCAAGGAUGGCUUCGCCGUUCCCACCAACCCACGCCGCACUCGCCGUCCUGUCGUUGACCGUCUCGCGCUACUCCGCCAAGCAUCAUCCAACUCAGCCACUACCUCAGGAUCUACCAACACCAAAAUGGCCUUCCACAGUGGCGGCAGCUCCGACGGCCCCAUCGGAUUCCGUCCACCACAACUUCUUCGCCGCGUCACUGGGAGCUCAACUUCAUCCAACUCCAGCACUACUUCAGCCAACCGCAUCACCAAGCCUGGUGCAUCUGGUCCGAAGAAGGGCGGUGCCGUCAACUCUUACACUGCUGCACGUGAACAUGAGCGAGAGAAACAACUCCGCGUGAAGCAGCGGAGCGGUGGCGCUAACAUUGCUAAGCUGUUGAAUAAACAUGCUGGUGGUGGACUGGGUGCGCUUGCUGGUAAAGGACAAUGGGAUUGA
This is a messenger RNA of Penicillium cinerascens, 3879 nucleotides long. RefSeq lists its product as uncharacterized. The transcript has 2 exons. Gene Ontology annotation, biological process: mitotic G2 DNA damage checkpoint signaling; activation of protein kinase activity; mitotic DNA replication checkpoint signaling. The record is from RefSeq and is a predicted model, not a curated record. The coding region runs from base 1 to 3879 and encodes 1292 amino acids. Lineage: Eukaryota; Fungi; Ascomycota; Eurotiomycetes; Eurotiales; Aspergillaceae. Gene Ontology annotation, molecular function: anaphase-promoting complex binding.